Messenger RNA from Cololabis saira (Pacific saury), 2669 nucleotides. RefSeq names its product syntaxin 16 (gene stx16). The transcript has 8 exons. Lineage: Eukaryota; Metazoa; Chordata; Actinopteri; Beloniformes; Belonidae. The record is from RefSeq and is a predicted model, not a curated record. Gene Ontology annotation, molecular function: SNAP receptor activity; SNARE binding. Gene Ontology annotation, cellular component: membrane; endomembrane system; SNARE complex. Gene Ontology annotation, biological process: vesicle-mediated transport; intracellular protein transport; vesicle fusion. Bases 330 to 1286 code for a protein of 318 amino acids.
CGCAGGUGUUUACCUCCGUAUCACUUCCGUAGCUCCCUGACAGCGUAGUAACGCAACUUUCUGACAUCAAAUCCAAAUAUCUACACUCAAUUUGACAUCAUUUUUGCUGUUUUUAAGUCGAGUAGUGGAGAUGCCUAACAUGUCGAUAUGACCCCAGCUCUUUGCUGCUCAUUAUAGUCGCUGUUUCUCGGGUUUAGUUCAUUCAUCGCAGGCGGAGCUAACGCUGGCCGUCAGGUUAGUUAGCACCGCGUCACUGGGAAUAACUCCAUCAAUCAGCACUCGAUUCGCACUUUUCCUGCGUUAAAUUUUAGAUCUCAAGUUGGGUAGUCAUGGCCACUAGGCGUCUGACAGACGCCUUCUUGUUAAUGCGGAACAAUGCUAUCCAAAACCGGCAGAUAUUGGCUGAGCAAGUGAGUACAUACGAGCCCCGUCUGAGCACACGUAGCAAUGCUGCGUUGGCUGAUGAUCGAAUGGCACUGGUGUCUGGGAUCAGUCUGGAUCCCGAAGCUGCCAUUGGCGUUACCAAGAAACUGCCCCCCAAAUGGGUAGAGGGGAUUGACGAGAUCCAAUAUGAAAUCACUCGGAUUCGGCAGAAGAUGAAGGAUCUGGCCUUGCUUCAUGACAAGCACAUGAACCGUCCCACACUGGAUGACAGUAGUGAAGAAGAGCAUGCUAUAGAAAUCACGACGCAGGAGAUUACACAGAUGUUUCAUCGGUGCCAGCGAGCUGUGACGGGUUUGAAUUCUCGCUGUGGUCACUGCACUGAGCAGGAAGAGAGACUUCUGAGAAAUGUGGUGUCGUCUCUGGCGCAGAGCCUGCAGGACCUCUCCACCAACUUUAGAUACACACAGUCCAGCUACUUAAAACGUAUGAAGAAUCGCGAGGAGAGAUCAAAGCACUUUUUUGAUUCAGGGCCUUUAAUGGAAGAGGAUGAGGACUUAGCUAUAUAUGACAGGGGGUUCACAGAUGAUCAGUUGAUGUUGGUGGAGCAGAACACAGUUAUGGUUGAAGAACGAGAGAGGGAGAUCCGGCAGAUUGUGCAGUCCAUCUCAGAUCUGAAUGAAAUUUUCAGAGACUUGGCUGGAAUGGUGGUUGAGCAGGGCACUGUUCUCGAUAGGAUUGACUUCAAUGUGGAGCAGGCUUGUGUUAAAACAGAAGAUGGAUUGAAACAGUUACAAAAGGCGGAACAAUAUCAAAAGAAAAACAGGAAGAUGUUGGUCAUUGUGAUCCUUGUCGUCAUAGUCAUUGUUCUAAUUAUAAUUCUUUUUGGAACAAAGUUUAAGUGAUCCAUUCCUCCGCCUCUCGUCUGUCUGGCUGUUUGUUCUGCAUCUGAGUGGACUUGGACUUCUUUUGUUUUUCUUCCAAAAAAACUAACAUAUUUGCCUUUAAUACCAUCAAGGAAACAUCCAAAAUAAUUCCACAACCUUGCGGGUGCACUUUUGGACUGUAUGGAGAUGUUUGUCUGUUUUUGUUUUUUUUUUCUUGUCGUUUGCUCUUUAUUGAAAGAAGCAGUGAACAGUCUGGUUGAGUUGAGUUUAUUCCCUCAGUUGAUGGCCAAGACUGUCACAAGAGUCUGCUGCUCUGUGUCUUGACAAAAAAAGAAACACUUUGUUGUGCGUGAAAAUGGACCAUCAAUGUUAAACUAUUGAAGCUGAGAAUUUUCUGCUUAAACUCAAAACAUCGAUUGUGAUGUCAUGAAAUUGCUUUUUUUUUCCUGUCUAAUAUCAUUGAAACAUUGUGUUUAUGGGUUUUACGUCCAUCUUCAGUAUUUACCCAUGUAAGAUGUAAAGAAGCUGUUUUGAAUUAAGGCUGCACCAAGUCUGAUAACAAUAGCCAUCUAGUAUCACCAAUAUUGUUUUGUUUCUGUUUAAGGACCACCUGUUUUAUUUUAAAAGCUCUACUUUAGUAUUGGUAUUGUGCUCCUUGUUCGUCUACUGUUGGCUUGAGGCAUGACUUUUCGCCACCUCAUCCUAUAAUUUUAAAUUCUGUUUCACAAUCACUACACUUUUCAGGAAGUGCUAAUUUUGAAAAGAAAACAACAAAAAAAAAACAACUUGUUUUGUUUUAUGCUGUCCUUGCAUAAAGUGCUACUUUUUUUUUUAACUCUUGCAGUUUGCACAUAUUGACGCCAGAGGGGGAGGUGGGCUGCAUUAUGGAUGUAAAACUACUGUUAUCUGAAUGACAAAAAUAAUUAUUUAUUUUCUAAUGACUUCAAAUGAUCCAGAAGUGUUGGGUUUCUGGCAGAUGUACUGUAUAUUGAGUAGUGUAUAUGUGUAAAAUGCACCCAAACAGUUAUUGUCCACUCCACUGAACUGAGAACUGUGAUGUAGUUCAACACAAGGAGACCUUUGAACACAGCCUUAUGAUAUGAAUUAUCUUCAUUUCAGAUUGGACACAUUACAUUUAGUUUGAAUGUGUUGGAAGGUCUUUACAUGUUCUUGUGUUAUUUUUAAGACUGAUGAGCUGAAAUGAUGAAGAGCUUUACCGUUUCUACUCAACCCUGCACUUCAGACCGCUGUUUAUUCACCUUUGUCAUUGAUGUGAAGUUUUGUGUGAAAAACAUUGGUCAUGUCCUAGUGGUACUACAUAUUUGUUUUUCAAAACAAAACAAAUAAGGAGUGAGAAACUUUUUAUAUAUAUAUAUACAUAUAUAUUAAAAAAAAAAUUAA